Molecule: messenger RNA, 1501 nt
Organism: Baudoinia panamericana UAMH 10762
Lineage: Eukaryota; Fungi; Ascomycota; Dothideomycetes; Mycosphaerellales; Teratosphaeriaceae
Exons: 2
Coding region: 74-1501 (475 amino acids)
Biological process (GO): RNA processing
Cellular component (GO): nucleus
Molecular function (GO): mRNA binding
Source: RefSeq, a predicted model, not a curated record
AUUGACUCGAUAGCCAUUGACUCACUCUGCUACUGCCUUGCCGCAAUAUUCUUCCUCCAAUAACAACAGCAACAUGGCGGAAGCAGCGCAGGAUGAAGUCAAGGCGGCGGAUGUGCCCGAGCAAGAAGUGACGAAUGCGACUGAACCAGACAGUGGGACGGAAGAAGCUCAAGCUGACGAGGUCAUGAAGCAAGACGGCGCCAAUGGCGAACCCGCAGCCGACGACAACGACAAUAACACUACCAACGGCGAAAAUGACCAUGGCCUCCCUCAACCCGAAGCUCAAGAUGACGCCGCCAAGAUCGAACCUGAAGACGAUCGCCUAGCGCAAGAAGUCCAAGACGUCAGAGACGCCGGCGACGAGUCGCCCGACCGCAAGCGCAAGGAACACCCCGUCUCCGCCCACGACCGCUACGCACCCAAGCGCAGCCGCGGUGACAACGGUGACCGCCACUCUUCCAACAAGUCGAAGAAUAGAGCCCGCUUCGAAGACCAACCCGAGUCCGACGACGCCGACGAGAUUCGCCGCCAAGUCGAGUUCUACUUCUCCGACUCCAACUUACCCAUCGAUGCUUACCUCUUGUCCGAAACGGGCGGGCACCGCAACAAACCCGUCAGUUUGAAGAUGAUCCACAGUUUCAAGCGCAUGCGGCAUUUCCAGCCUUUCUCUGCUGUAAGGGAUGCCGUCAAAACUUCCAGUUUCCUAAACCUAGAUGACAACGAUGAGAUUACCCGCAAAGUGCCCCUCAGCGACAAGUUCACGGAUAACGCGCAGGAGAAUCGGAAUCUGCAGCACAGUACCAGCAUGGGCCGGAGUAUCUACGCCAAGGGUUUCGGGGACGAGAAUGAGAAGACGCACCUCGAUAUCGAAGCGUUCUUCGCUCCAUACGGACCCAUCAAUGCCGUACGUCUGCGUCGUCACGACGACGGCGAGUUCAAGGGGAGUGUUUUUGUCGAGUUUGCGGACGAGGAGACGCAGCGCCAGUUCCUGGAACUUGAUCCGAAGCCGCAGUUUCUGGAGGGCGAGGGGAAGGAGUUGGAGGUGAUGAGUAAGCAGGAGUAUGUGGAUAUGAAGCAUGAGGGGAUCCUGGAAGGGACGGUUAAGCCGAGGGGGGUGGGUGAGAGGAAUCACAACCGGGGACGUGGCCGUGGGCGUGGGCGUGGUGGAAGAGGUGGUGGGCGGGGUAGAGGUGGACGUGGUGGGAGAGGUGGACGCGAUUACCGUGAUCGCGAUCGUGAUUCGCGCGAUCAUCGCGACAACCGGGACCGCAAGCGCCGCCGCGAUGACGAUGAUGGCGAGGGUGAGCGUGAUGAUGCGCCACCGACUCGUGCGCAGGCGGAAGCGGCCAAGGCGAAUGGCGAUGCUGCCGCUGGCGCAGAGGACGUGAAGAAAGAAGACGCCGCUGCUCCGUCCAAGAAGCGCGCCCGUGAGAAUGGUGAUGAUGCUGGUGCUGACACAACCGAAACCAAGAAGAUUAAGGAGGACGGGGUUGCGGUUUAG